AUGCAAGACGAUAGAGAAAGAUCAAGAGGCCAUGGCUGUGGCGGCUGCAACGGUGGUGGAGGGGGAUCUAGUAAGGAUAAAAUUGAUGCUCUUGGCAGACUACUGACGCAGACUUUGCGUCAUAUGGCUUCAGAGUUGAACUUGAAUAUGAGAAGUGAUGGAUUUGUCAAAGUUGAGGAUUUACUAAAACUGAAUAUGAAAACAUAUGUUAAUGUUCCAUUAAGAUCACAUACUAUGGAUGAUGUUAAAGAGUCUGUUAGAAAAGAUAAUAAGCAGCGAUUCAGCCUCCUGGAAGAAGGCGGGGAGCUUCUGAUACGUGCUAACCAAGGCCACACAAUAAAGACAGUUGAAUCUGGAAGUCUGCUAGAACCAAUCCUUUCACCUGAGGAAAUUACAGUGAGCGUACAUGGAACCUAUAAGAAGAAUCUGGACUCAAUAUUGGAAUCUGGUUUAAAGCGCAUGAAGAGAUUGCAUGUUCACUUCUCAUGUGGUUUGCCAACAGAUGGUGAAGUGAUUAGUGGUAUGAGACGAGAUGUUAACUGUUUGAUAUUUCUUGAUGUCAGAAAAGCUCUGGAAGUUCUAGAAUUGCAUCAGAACCCAGUUGUGGAAGGCCCGCCGAUGAAAAAGAAUACGAAAUCCGAUAAUUUAAUUCUGGGGUCUGCUGCCGGUCAAGGCUUGCCUAAUCACUUGCAAUGCCAAGGCACGAAAGGGCUGAACAAGACACAUUUGCCGAGCUCUUCCAGUGCUGGAGAAAGCAUUGCCUUUGUCACUGUCUUCACUGUUUAUAACACUUCAUUAGCUACUGACUCUAGAUUAUCAAAUUUGGUCACUGUUGGGAAUGCUUCCUACGCUAAAACAGAGAGUUCAAUGGCUGUUUUGAAUGUCUUCAUUAACUCCAUCCAGUUCUAG
Messenger RNA from Dovyalis caffra, 909 nucleotides. Lineage: Eukaryota; Viridiplantae; Streptophyta; Magnoliopsida; Malpighiales; Salicaceae. The record is from the annotation of a GenBank genome assembly.